CAUCAACAUUAUGCAGCGUUUCAGCCCUGUUGCGGGACAGUUAUGGGAUUCUGUAUCUUUGGUCAGUGGUGAUUUUGACCCUCAAGCAGAAUGGGAGAAAAAUACAAACGGCCUUCAGGGUAUGGUGAAGAUGCAAUCUCCAGAGCAACUACAACUGAACUGAACGAAUCGGAUUACGAUCAGAUGUCUGAGAUAGGUCAACAGACAAGCAGUCCAUCGUUUUUAAAAUAUGUCCGUGAAACGUUCAGAAACAACAGCGGGAAUUUUGAAACCUCGGGUAAUGGGACACCCAAAACUUCAACACCAAAAGCAGGGCGAGGCUCCCCGAAACCAUACUACGAGGACUCUUUGGGAGACAGUGGCUUUGUUGCAAUACAAUAUCCUGCACCUGUACCAGAAGAAAAAGAAGAGAUAGUAAACAGGAUGACGGUCUGUCAAGGCGAUGUUGGAAAAGAUGGCGACAAUAAAAAAAUAAAAACUGUGAGAUCCAACGCUUCACGUCUUGCCAACCUCUCCCAGUCGCAAGGUCGUCUGCUGGUCCUCAACGAUAACCUCACCCUACGCUCACUAAAGGCGGAUGAUGAUCUGAACGAUUUGAUCCGACAAAUCGGCGACGCCGACGGUGGCGGAAUUAUUAAUUACACAAUGGAAGACAUUCUUAAAAAUUUCAGUCGCCUGCCAGUAGACAAACUCCAUCACUACGCUUUGUUAGGGGAGUACCUCCGAUCCCUCCACGUCGAAAACAAAAUGGUGGAUGUUCUGAUCCACGUCGGUGGACAAACAUUUGCUGCACACAGAGUAGCCCUGGCAUGUCACAGUAAACACUUCGCGGACAUCUUCAUGAAACAUACCGAAAACACCAAGCUGCCAGUGGAAGUAAAUCUGCCAGGCGUUAAUCCAUAUGCCUUCCAGGCCUUCCUGAGAUAUGUCUAUACAGGGCAGAUGAUUGUCUCCCCUGAAACGUCGCAGACAUUGGCGGUUGGCGACAGAUUCCAUAUCCGCGAAAUACGGCAGAUAUGUACAGAGUACGUGGAAUGUAUAGGCAGUGAUCAGGCAGUGCACAUCUUAGCCAGCAAAACAAUCUCCCGUGAAUCUGUCGUCUUCAAGCAUGCCUAUAUGUUAGUCAAGGAGAACUUCUGUGAUGUGUUCGACGUUGAGCAGUUUCUGAACUUUAGCCUCGAUCUGGUGUGUCAGAUACUUAGUGAUGACUACUUGUACAUCAACACUGAGAUGGAUGUGUUCUGGGCGGGGCUUAAGUGGAUCGCCUUCCACAUUACGGAAAGACACAAUUAUCUACUGAAAGUGAUGAAGUGUGUCCGUUUUGGUCUCAUGUCACAGAGUGAACUCUUCCAGUGCUUCGAGGUCACAGACAUGCUCCGGAAGUCAGCAGCCUGUCGGGAACUGAUACUUGCAGCAAACUGGAUUAUUACUGCAGGUGAACUAGGUCGGUCUGACCCGCUUCUUCUGAUCAAGCCUAAGCCUCGCAUGUGUAUGAUGGACAACUAUGUGCCACAGUCUCACGAAACCUUCAAGAGUAUUUUAGAAGAUGAUCCACCAGUAGAGUUAACUCACAUGCCCCCUAUUGAAGAGCCCCAACCGGACAACACACCUGCCAAACCGUUACCAGCGGUCCACGCAGACAACGCAUCUGUCGGGUCACAGGUGUCUCCCCGACCCGGGGACAUCCUCGCCAUUGGAGGGUUUCACAAAGGCGCCAAAGAUAAGGAUGUUCAAGCCAAGGACAUUGAGCGGUACAGCACAUUGGAGAACCAGUGGAAGUACUACACGGGGCUGCCGGAAGCCAGGCAGCACCAUGCUGUCGCGAUGUUGUUCGGAAAACUCUAUCUAAUUGGUGGCAGUGACCCUAAGAAGUCCAAGAAGGCCCCUGUUCCCACCAACACGUGCUUCACGUUUGACCCUGCCAGUGGAGAGUGGUCCAAGAUAGCACCUCUGAAAACCGCCCGGAUGUACCACUCCGCCAUUUCGCUGUUCGGAAUGCUGUAUGCUAUUGGUGGCCAGACCGAUAAGAACAAAGUACUGUCCACUGUGGACUGCUACAACUCGAAGACUGACUCCUGGCACAACUCUGCUGAAAUGGGCUCAGCCAGAUGUGGAUUCGGAGCGUGUAUCUAUGACGGUCGGAUCUUUGUGGCAGGAGGGCUCGGACCCCCAGCUGAUAAACGCUCCAACAUGCCCGUCCUCAGCACAUUUGAGUGUUAUGAUCCCAAGUUGAAUACGUGGAGAACGUUGUCUUCCCUUGAUCGAGGUCGCUGCUACUGUAACCUAGUAUGUGUUGGUCAGCAUCUGUACCUUUGUGGAGGCGCUACAAGAUCAAACAUCAAAGACCCCCUGCAGAGCACUGCCAGUAUGAUGUCCUACAGCAUAGACGCUGACCGCUGGCAGUACAAGACGGACUUCAUCAAGCCGAGACAUAACGCUGGCGCCGCCGUCAUCGGAAGCAAGAUCUACCUGAUCGGCGGGAUGUCCACCAUAGACGACCAGCCACUGCAGUCAAUCGAGUGUUAUGACGCCCGCACGGAAUGCUGGGACACUUCCAUCCAAGAUCUCCCAUAUCCGGCCAAGUGGCUAGGAUGCGUGGCUCUCCCGGUUUCCAAAUAAGGAAACCACAGGACUUUGCAAUUCAAUUUUGUGCUGUUGUCAUGGAUUGGAACAAUUAGUUUCAGGGUUUUUGAUAUCUACAGUGAAAUGUUGUAUUUGGGUGCUCUCGGGUGGCUGUUUCCCGAAAUGUGUACAGCUGAUAAAUAACUUUAAAAAAGUUGAAACAACCAGCUAAAUCUAGGUAAGGAACACUGAAAGAUGGAGAAUGUUUACCGAUAUUUCUACUGAUUUCAUUUUUUAUAUUUUCAAAAUUGGCUUUUUGCCAUUACAUCUAAAUUUUAGAUAGAAUAUGAUCUUUUGAUCGUUCUCCCACCUGGAAAAUCAGUUUCACUGAGGUAAUUGUCUGUAAUGAUUGCAGGGAUGUGCGUCUAUGUGCUAUUUGAUUAUUUCCCCUUAAUCGAGCCAAUGAAGUUUUGUUUUCAAGUUUUAUUCAUGUUUCAAUAGCAAGCAACUGAUUCAAUUCUUUUACUUCUGUCGAUAAGUGCAAAUAGCCUGGUGAUGGUGUGUGAUUUGUUUGACUACUGAAAUUAGGUAUACUGUUUUGUUGUGUUGGGUAUAUUGGUUCCAUUACUAUAUGCAUGAUCACGGUUUGGGUUGUGAUUUGUUUGCAAACUGAUGUUUCUUUAACGCCGUUUGAAUGUCUGGCGCCUUAGUUUCAGACUAACUUUCGAUUUUGAAUUGCGGCAGACGCGGGAUCCGGUACAGUGAUAAUGUAACAGUUCAUCGACCGGGAAUUGUGGAUCUUGGAAUGUGUUUAAUGAUCUUUCAUUUUCAAGUCUAUCAAACCAGUUUAUUAUGCUAAACAAAAUGCUUUAUAAUAUAUUUGUUUAUACUGUAUGUGUGAUGAUUGGAGAUUAACUGCUGAUAUAUGUGUCUCAGGAGUCAAAUAUGACCUUUGUAUUUAGGUACAGAUUGUACCUGGCACUGAAUGUAAGAAUGGGUUUUUUGUAUUGCCUUUUCUUUCCUGCAUCGGAGCUAUGAUAAACACCUCAGAAUUUAAGCUUGAACUCUUUGAUCAGCGAUGUAACACGGAUUGAAACUAAAUAUAUGUGUUGCCAUGACUAUUACAAUGUACUCCGUUGACAUACCUCACUUUUUUAUUUCGUCACCAAGGCCCCGCUCCGCAAAGCAAUACUAGCCCUGUGAUUUCAUGUCACGCAUUUUGUUUGUUCACACAAGGUUUCUGUAGUAUUUGGUCUCCUGGGAUUAUGAGCGUACGCCUACACCUAAGGUUUCGAAGUUACGAUCACUUUGUCGCUAAAACUGCACCGUGGGAGGUUCCGUAAAGAGAUAGUUACUCCCAUAUUACAUAGGCUUACGAUCGUGGGCUCAGGGCAUCAAAUGCUUACUGAAACCUUGUGCGACACACGAGUGUACAAUGUACAGAUCAUUUGUAGGUCGUCCAAAUUCUUUGUAUGUUAUUUGUACAGUCCGUUGACUUGUAUUGUAUACUUUACAGAUUAUAUUUUACAACACCUUUACAGUUUAGUAUAUUUCCUAAAUAAAGUUGUCCUUAAGACAUA
This is a messenger RNA of Haliotis rubra (blacklip abalone), 4142 nucleotides long. Its product is annotated as kelch-like protein 2. The record is from RefSeq and is a predicted model, not a curated record. Gene Ontology annotation, molecular function: protein binding. Lineage: Eukaryota; Metazoa; Mollusca; Gastropoda; Lepetellida; Haliotidae.